AUGACAAGUAACAAGUCUCAAGGACAAACUCUUAUCCAAGUAUCCAUUCAUCUUCCACGACCAUGCUUUACAUAUGGACAACUUUAUGUUGCGUUAUCACGAGCCAAGAAAUCAAAAGAUGUUUGUGUUCUUACAGCAAAUGCUACGAACCAGUCUGCAAAUGUUUUUAAGAGCAGUGUAGCAAUGACAAUUAACAAGUCUCAAGGACAAACUCUUAGCCAAGUAUCCAUUCAUCUUCCACGAUCAUGCUUUACACAUGGACAACUUUAUGUUGCGUUAUCACGAGCCAAGAAAUCAAAAGAUGUUUGUGUUUUUACAACAAAUGCUACAAAUCGGUCUGCAAAUGUUGUUAAGAGCAGUGUUGCACAGGGUUCAGAUGAAGCAUCUGAUUUACACCAGAACAAUUCUAACUUAAGAUGUGAAGCUGACAUUGCUAUUAUCAAUGUUUAG
Chenopodium quinoa (quinoa) is the source of this 450-nucleotide messenger RNA. RefSeq lists its product as uncharacterized. Gene Ontology annotation, molecular function: ATP binding; helicase activity. NCBI's taxonomy places the organism in Eukaryota, Viridiplantae, Streptophyta, Magnoliopsida, Caryophyllales, Amaranthaceae. The record is from RefSeq and is a predicted model, not a curated record. The coding region runs from base 1 to 450 and encodes 149 amino acids. The transcript is spliced from 3 exons.